Lates calcarifer (barramundi perch) is the source of this 3796-nucleotide messenger RNA. RefSeq lists its product as uncharacterized. The record is from RefSeq and is a predicted model, not a curated record. The coding region runs from base 136 to 2208 and encodes 690 amino acids. Lineage: Eukaryota; Metazoa; Chordata; Actinopteri; Centropomidae. The transcript is spliced from 10 exons.
UACAGAUACAAACUGAUGAACACAGUUUCACAACACUGGUCGAAGACAUCAUCUCCCACAAGAGAGCUACAAACCGAGAGAGAUAAAGGGAUUGGUUGAUCACAGUUUUGUCCGUCACAGCAUCAUCAGGUGAGGAUGGAUGAAGCGACACCUUUGAAACCUCCCACAGUUGCAGAAAUGCUCCACAGGAGGGCGAACGCCGGUCAAAACACAGACACGCCAUCUUCCACACAAAGGGAAUCAAACCCGAACCAGCAACAGCCACAACAUCACCUCCCGCCCGUGAUGGCGAACCCCACCCAGCCCCAGACGCAGGCUCAUCAGAAUCCCCUCAACAUAAACCUCCUGCCAGGUGUUCACCCUCCUCCGCUCAGCUUCCAGACGCUCUCAACAGCCGCCGGGUUCCAGCCUGAGUUCAGGCCACUACGGCUCCCAGGGUUCAUGCUGACCCCCUGCUCCAAUCAGGGGACCUGCUGGAUGAACAUGAGCUCUGUCCCCUCCACGCCCAGCUCCGUGUUUCUCCAGUGCACCUGUGCGAUGGUCCCACACGGGCCAUUUCUCCCCCCUCCUCCCUGCUUCCCCCUGCCUGAUGUUCACCACAGCUGUUACCUCCGUCCACAGGCUGCACCCGUCCAUCAGCCCUGCGCUCCGGGCCCGUUAACAAGGGGGGCAGGAGAGCUGGUCAGCGAGCAGUUAAACGCAUCGCCAAAGCCUGCAGCAUCCGAGGAAGAGGAGCGUAACAAGGAGGCCGAGUCAGAAGAAAAACAGCAUAAUGAUAAGGACAAACUACAAGCGAACAACACAGACAAUGAAACAACACAGUUCACGGUUUCUCCUGGAUGUCUGCCCUUUCUGGACGAGCAGUCGCUGGCAAAACACACCUUAGAGGAAUACAUGACGAUCAUGGACUCCAUCUGUCCCAACACCAAUGAAAACAUGGAGGUCAAAGAGAAUGAGGAAAACAAGGAUGGAGAAAGGGAGAACCAGGAGGCAGAAAAUACAUCUUUUCUCGAGUAUCUGGACAAACUGAGCAGCGAUGAGGACUUUGUCAGAAAUGUGGAGUCAAACCUGGAUAUGGAUUUCCUGAAUCUCCUCUUGUCUGAUGACCCAGAGCCACCUGACCUUCUCACAUGGUUGCAGGCUGAUCUAGGAUUAGAACAAGAGCCACCAAAUCAAUUCUCUGUUGACUCCACCGUCAAUCCUGUGACUGACACAUUUCAGGUGGGGUGGACACUGAAUAGAGAUGACCUGGACCCCCUCCUUCCCUCUGAGUCCCUCAACUUUUUUGCACCAGAAGAACAAGGACAAAAGCUGGGGUCGACGAUGAGAACCAAGAACCUGGACUCCCCCAUCUCUCCAGAUCCAGGGCCCCUUGACUUUAUUCCACUAAAAGAACUACAACAAGAGGCGUUUGAGGUGACCCUACAGGAACAAUUACAUCAACUGUCUGCUGACUCCAACAGCGAUCCUGUAACUGACGAAACACCUGAGGUGACUGUACCUGUCGAGGAAAGAGCUCAGACACCUGUUUUGGAUCUUCCUAUGUCUCUUUUGGAGGCAACAGACCAAGAUGCACUGGCAGCUUUACUUUUUGCAGAUGACAUUAGUCCAUAUGUGUCAGAAGAUGCCUCAGUGUCUCUCUCAAACUUUGCAAUGACUCAGUCAACUGAGUCGCCUCAGAGGAUCCAGAGUGGAACUCUACCUGUGGAUCCUCCUGCUUCAGAGUCCAACACAACCUCCAGUGUUGCAGGCCCUCGUGCCAUUGCCAGAAAUGAUCCUGCACCUAGUUUCAGAACCGCUUCACUGACUGACAGUCCACCAGAGUCAGCUAGCCCUCCACCUCUGAGAGUCCUGGCCAGGAAAACACUUGGUUCAGCCCAGAUAAGGGAGAUUGAGCAACAAUGUAGCCCCACAAACAUAAACCCAAAGUCCACUUCUCUUAAAGAUACACCCCACCCAACCAAAGACGACCGUAAUGAUGCAAUCCUUGUGCCAGAUUCACAUUCAGACUCCUGUGAUGGCAACUCCUCAGGCUUGGUGCCUGAAAAACAGAUGUCAGAGGCACCAAAAGGACUGCAAGUUUCUCAAGAAUUAGUGUCACCUAGUAUUGUCUCUGAAAUCCGGACAAGAGAGGGGCGUGACAUCAAGAAAACAGAAGUGACGAAAAAGAAAACCGCUACAAAAGCAGGAGGAAGAGGGGGUGACUGAAAUGAGUUUUGAAAAGAUGGAAGAGAAUAAAGAGAGUGACACCAAACUCACUGACAAAAUCAGACGUAGUCAGAGGCUGUCGGAUCAAAAUGAAAAAGAGAAAGUAGGAGUCGAUGGUGAAUUCAAAACGGAAAGAGCAGAGGAGAGGAAACCAAAUGAAAAGAGCAUUAAGAAAACAGCUAAAUUCACCCCAGAGAAGGACGGGGUAAUUUAUGAAAAACCGAGCAGACAGCCCUCAGGAGGGAGGCAAUUAUGUAAAAGAGAGGAGAGUAAUUGUGAGGAGCGGAGCCAAGGAGCAAAAAUAACACACACAGUCAAGCAAUUAGAGGAAAAACAUCAAAACCUCACAGAGGAGAUAGAGAAACUCAAGGUGGAGGCAGAGGAACAGUGUGAGACUGAUGACUCCAAUUUCUACACCAAAAUAGAGUUAGAAAACACCAAAACACCACAAAAGAAAAGCAAGAGGGACGAGGGGAGAGUUAAAAGACAAGAGGAACAGAUUCAAACGUCCAGUUUUUUAAAGAGAAGAACUAGGAGAUUAACUGCUGAUGAAAAGGUGCAGCUGACUCCUCUUCCUGCUGCUAGAGACAGAAGGAAAGUCCAACUCUCUGAGAUGGAGAGAAGUGGGAUAAAGACCUCACCUCAAAGAGAAAUGCAGGAUGAACUAGAGGGAAAUGUAGAGGAGGAGAGUGCAAACAAAGAGUCUGUGUCAAGUCCGGUUAAAAGAAGAAGAAAUAGGGAGAGAUGAGGAGGAGAGUGGUGAGAAAGCUAAUGAUGCAAAUAAGGACAACAACAGUCCCGUCCUUCCACCUGUAUUAUCAUCUCCGCAGAGUCCAAGAGUUCAGACAGAUACUCCACUGACAAAAGACAUGAUUAAGGUUGACCAAGGCGGCCAGGAAGCUCCAGGGGAAGCACUGCUGAAUGAGAGACAUGAGCUUAAGCUUCCUGUCUCCAGCCCCGAGUCACCAUCUGUGAAAACCUCUGAGGAAAAUCCAACAUUACCCCUGGUUCUGCAGACAGAGAAUACCACAGGGAUUCACCAAGGACAUGAGGGCCGAGGCAACAUGUCGCUCGUCUAGUCCCAGACCAAGUCCACUCCAGACUACCGAUGUGAAAAGUGAGGGGGAGGAGGAGCAGCCAAGCCUUCCGCUGAGUCCGAUGAAAAGACAUCGGCAGGAAUGUGGGGCUUCUGAGGAGACGGAGAGGAGGGUGAAUGAGACCGAAAAGCAGGGGAUUGAAGCGGAAAUCCUCAAGAGUCCAAUGAAAAGGGCGAGGUGGAAGGAACAAGGCAGAGGUAAACUCCAGGAGAGCUGAAGAGCAGGAGCAAACACAGAUGGAUAACGGCGACGAGAGGUCCACAAGCAAGGAUGAAACAUUUGCUGUUCGUACGCCGAACACAAGGAGUAAAACAAGGGCUGAAAUCAUUUCAGAUCCAUCAAAGUUGACUGGACAAGAAAGUGAAAAAAAUCCAAGCAAGACUCCCUCAAAAGAAGAGAGCGGUGCAAUGAAAACCAGAUCUCAGAGUCUCGGGGGAAUCCAGGUCUCACGUUUUCCUUGUAAGAGACAGACACUUUCUGCAAAGUUACCU